CUGACCGUCUGCUUCAACGGGCGAGGUUUCCUUUCGAACGACCUGCCCGUCUUGGGGAGUCCCGCCAGCUUCUUUCGAUUCGAGGGUUUCGAAUCAGAUCUCGAGCUCCCCUUCCGCCCUCUCCGCUCCUCAUCCCCUGGAGGUCAUAGGGGUUUCUUUGGAAUGAAGAUCGAGCAAAGUUGUGUGGAGAACAAACAAUCUGCGGCAGCUUCGAGCUCAUCCCUGUCCGAGGGUAGUUAUGGAAUGACUAGGAUGUCACCUGCUGUUUGUAGCAGGCCAGCGCCUUCACCAUCGGGGAGGAGAACUAGUGGUCCUAUAAGGCGAGCUAAGGGUGGUUGGACACCACAAGAGGAUGAGACAUUAAGGAAAGCUGUUGAAGCUUACAAAGGAAGAUGUUGGAAGAAAAUAGCUGAAUUUUUUCCACAUAGAACUGAAGUACAAUGUCUUCAUCGGUGGCAAAAGGUUCUCAAUCCUGAACUUAUUAAAGGUCCAUGGAUGCCCGAGGAGGAUGAGAAGAUCAUCAGUCUUGUAGCAAAGUACGGGGCAACAAAAUGGUCUAUAAUUGCAAAAUCUCUUCCUGGUCGAAUUGGGAAGCAAUGCCGAGAGAGGUGGCAUAAUCAUUUGGAUCCUACAAUAAAGAAAGAUGCAUGGACCGUAGAGGAGGAACUUGUGCUCAUGAAUGCCCAUUGUGUACAUGGAAAUAAAUGGGCAGAAAUUGCAAAGGUCUUACCUGGAAGGACUGACAACUCGAUAAAAAAUCACUGGAAUAGUUCCUUAAAGAAAAAGUUAGAUUUCUUCAUGGCUUCUGGUAAGCUUCCACUGUUUCCAAAACCUGAGAUGCUUGAUGAUUCAGAGGCAAUAACCAACCUAGAUGGUAGACAUUCACUUCUUAGUUUGAGCGAAGGAUCAGAUACAAUUACCAGAGCUUUUUCUGGAUCAGUUUGUUCCUUUGAUUCUGGUUUGCCUGCUGAACCAUGGAAAUUGGAAGACCAAAGUAAUUGGUUGGCAUUGUCAACAGUUCAAGACUCUAAGACAGAAGCUUUAACAAAUUUGACUGUAAGGGGAAUUAAUGAUCCAGAUACUGGAUGCAGCAAGCAUACCUCGACAUCUGAUAUCUGCACUAGAUCUGAUCCAGAAACAGAGUUGGCAGAGUGUAGCAACUCCGGUGAGAAUGAUCAGCUGAAUGAUACCUUGCAACCAACAAAAUCAAAGUUGGAAACUCCUCCUGAUUUUGGUUCUCUCUUUUACAAACCAUUCCAACUAGAAGAUGUUUGCCUUUCUGCAGCUUCUACUCUAUUAACCACACAUGAUUCCAUCCAACAAUCAUACUGCUCAGCGAUCGUGACUUCGCCAAAUAGUUAUCUGACUCCUCCCUCUGUGACCGGGAGGAAUUCAAUUCAAAGUGUUGAAUCUGUAUUAAAAAGUGCAGCUAGAAGUUUCUCCAACACUCCCUCUAUUUUCAGGAGGACAAAGAGGGAAGCAGAAACGAUGUUUGCUUCUGAUAGUAGUUCGUCACAGCCAGAUAGGUUAAAAAUUCUGGACACUUCUGGUACUACUGUAGAAGGAAAGAGUGGAGAUAACUCAGAGGCAACCGAUUCUUCAAAAUUCAGUUCUAGUCCUUGUGACAGUGGAACCAUAUUAUACAAUGGAAAGAGCUUUAAUGUUUCUCCCGCGUACAGGUUGAGGUCCAAAAGGUCUGCAAUCGUCAAAUCAGUGGAGAAGCAGCUUGAUUUUACAUUCAAGGAAAAUGAUUGUGAUGGUAAUAUUGAACACCUGAACUUGCCUACAGACAGCAGUUCCCAUAGUUCCAAUACCAUCCUUCCGAGCAUACAGGAGAGGAAAUUAACUGAGCCUCCAAUUGGAUCGUAAAGUGCCAAGAACUAAAAAAACAUUAAGAUGGCCAUGACCACCUCAUACACAAGAUGUAUGAUUCUUACUUGGAUCUAGCAGGUUAAAGACUUGAGAUGUGCUGCAGAUCCAAAAUUGAAAAUCUGAGUAAACAUUUGGCGGAUUGGUAAUCUCCACUGAUACCCAGUGGUCAUGCAAGUCUGCGUUGGUUUCUCAUUUGAAAUGUACAGAUGAUGUCCUAAUUUUGCAGAAAUAUGCUAUUUUGCACAAAGGAUGUCCAACUUACAUGAAGAUGUUCAAGCAUCCAAAACGGCAUAAUUGUACAUAAACAAACCCCCUUAAGAUGAGAGAAAUGGUUUUAGAAACCUGCAGUGGAAUAAAAGCUCAUCAUGUCUUCACUCGGCCUUCA
Musa acuminata subsp. malaccensis (wild Malaysian banana) is the source of this 2257-nucleotide messenger RNA. Its product is annotated as transcription factor MYB3R-3. Lineage: Eukaryota; Viridiplantae; Streptophyta; Magnoliopsida; Zingiberales; Musaceae. Gene Ontology annotation, cellular component: nucleus. The record is from RefSeq and is a predicted model, not a curated record. Gene Ontology annotation, molecular function: DNA-binding transcription factor activity, RNA polymerase II-specific; RNA polymerase II cis-regulatory region sequence-specific DNA binding. Gene Ontology annotation, biological process: regulation of DNA-templated transcription.